Molecule: messenger RNA, 1095 nt
Organism: Mandrillus leucophaeus (drill)
Lineage: Eukaryota; Metazoa; Chordata; Mammalia; Primates; Cercopithecidae
Gene: UEVLD
Product: UEV and lactate/malate dehyrogenase domains
Exons: 9
Biological process (GO): protein modification process; carboxylic acid metabolic process; protein transport
Cellular component (GO): ESCRT I complex
Molecular function (GO): oxidoreductase activity, acting on the CH-OH group of donors, NAD or NADP as acceptor; ubiquitin binding
Source: RefSeq, a predicted model, not a curated record
AUAAGUCAUGCCAAAAAGACAGUUGGAUCUUGAAUGGUGGUGAGAGGGGUGAUUCAUUCUGCCUUCUCUCUCUCGAGUACAAGUUCAGGGACCUAACUGUGGAAGAACUAAAGAAUGUAAAUGUAUUUUUCCCACAUUUCAAAUAUUCCAUGGACACCUAUGUUUUUAAAGAUAGUUCCCAGAAAGACCUGCUGAAUUUUACUGGCACAAUUCCUGUGAUGUAUCAGGGUAAUACAUAUAACAUACCAAUUCGUUUCUGGAUUUUGGAUUCUCACCCUUUUGCUCCACCUAUUUGCUUCUUGAAGCCAACUGCAAAUAUGGAAAUCUCAGUCGGAAAACAUGUGGAUGCUCAAGGCAGAAUAUAUUUGCCUUAUCUCCAAAACUGGAGCCAUCCUAAAUCUGUCAUUGUUGGAUUAAUUAAAGAAAUGAUUGCCAAGUUUCAAGAGGAACUUCCGCUGUAUUCUCUACCAUCAUCUGAUGAGGCACGGCAGGUAGACUUGCUAGCCUAUAUUGCAAAAAUCACUGAAGGUGUUUCAGGUAUAAAUUCAAAGAGCUGGGCAAAUCAUGAGAAUAAAACAGUCAAUAAAGUUACUGUGGUUGGAGGUGGAGAGCUGGGUAUUGCCUGCACAUUAGCAAUUUCAGCAAAGGGCAUUGCAGACAGGCUGGUCCUUUUAGACCUCUCAGAAGGGACUAAAGGAGCCACGAUGGACCUUGAAAUCUUCAACCUUCCUAAUGUGGAGAUCAGCAAAGAUUUGUCUGCCUCUGCUCAUUCCAAGGUGGUGAUCUUCACAGUCAACUCCUUGGGUAGUUCUCAGUCCUACCUUGAUGUGGUACAGAGCAAUGUGGAUAUGUUCAGAGCCCUUGUCCCAGCUCUGGGACAUUAUAGUCAACACAGUGUCCUGCUCAUUGCAUCUCAACCAGUGGAAAUCAUGACCUAUGUGACAUGGAAACUGAGUGCAUUUCCUGCAAAUCGAGUGAUUGGAAUUGGAUGUAAUCUGGAUUCACAGAGAUUACAGUAUAUUAUUACAAAUGUUUUGAAGGCACAGACUUCAGGCAAAGAAGUAUGGGUUAUUGGCGAGCAAGGAGAAGACAAAG